AUGAAGAUCUUCUCCUUGGCCCUGCUCACCCUGCUGCUGGGGGCUCUCUGGACUGGAAGCCAGGGCAUCUCCUUCCGCAGCUCCUACAGCACCUGCUGCUACAAGGACAUGUUCGUCUGGUGGAAAAUCCCGGCCCUGCACAUCAAGAGCUACCAGGAGACCCCUUCCCACUGCUCCCACAGGGCCGUGCGGGUGGAGCUGUGGAAGGGGAAGAAGGUCUGUGUGGCCCCAGAGCUGGGCUGGUUCCAGCAGUACCGGCAGCAGAAGGACUCAGCUGGCACCUCCACGUGAACCUGCCUUCCACACAAGCUCUAUUUAUUUGCACCCCUCCAUUAUCUGUAUGUCCUUGUCUCAAUAAGUUAUGGAGCCAGACCCUGUCCAACCAACCCAAAGAAACUUCCAAAUAAAUGUUUAUUUUUGUA
This is a messenger RNA of Apus apus (common swift), 422 nucleotides long. Its product is annotated as C-C motif chemokine 1-like. Gene Ontology annotation, cellular component: extracellular region. Gene Ontology annotation, biological process: monocyte chemotaxis; chemokine-mediated signaling pathway; G protein-coupled receptor signaling pathway. The record is from RefSeq and is a predicted model, not a curated record. Gene Ontology annotation, molecular function: CCR chemokine receptor binding; chemokine activity. The coding region runs from base 1 to 291 and encodes 96 amino acids. Lineage: Eukaryota; Metazoa; Chordata; Aves; Apodiformes; Apodidae. The transcript has 3 exons.